This is a messenger RNA of Phycodurus eques (leafy seadragon), 2493 nucleotides long. RefSeq names its product X-ray repair complementing defective repair in Chinese hamster cells 3 (gene xrcc3). Gene Ontology annotation, biological process: telomere maintenance via recombination; t-circle formation; resolution of mitotic recombination intermediates. Gene Ontology annotation, cellular component: replication fork; Rad51C-XRCC3 complex. Bases 626 to 1636 code for a protein of 336 amino acids. The transcript is spliced from 7 exons. The record is from RefSeq and is a predicted model, not a curated record. Lineage: Eukaryota; Metazoa; Chordata; Actinopteri; Syngnathiformes; Syngnathidae. Gene Ontology annotation, molecular function: four-way junction DNA binding; ATP binding; ATP-dependent DNA damage sensor activity.
ACGGCGCAGAACGAUACAAAUAUGCUUCCGUCUUUCCGGUUGGCAAAAACGGAAAGGCUUUAUAGUUACUCUGUGUUCUCUUAUAGACUUGUAAAUUCAAACAAAGAGGAAGAAGACUCACUAAGGAAGACGCGCAGCAAGAGUGGAAUUCGGAUGUUCAGAAACAUGCGCGAUCUCUUCGGGUGUCCGUCAUCAUCCUUGGCCUUACAAUUCUUCUUCACACCGCCAGGAUUUUAGCUUGUUAGUUUGACGUGUUUUUCACACGCAUUGAAGGAGAAACGCGACCAACGUUUGUCUUCGCUUUCCUGAUUGGCGAUCAGAUGACGUCACGUGUCCCGAGGUGGCAUUGGCCGAAGAGAGAAAGGAGGAACUGAAGAAGGGUCUUAAAGUCGCCGCUUUUAAACUGUACAACCUUUCGAUGAAUAGAUCGAUGCGGGAUUGCGUUUAUUUUGAAUGGGAACUGUUUUCUGCUGCCCGCCCCCCCCCCCCCCCAAGGGCCAAAUGAAACGUUCCAACCGGCGCAGCCUGAUGACGUAAGAUGGCGCGGGCGAAGGCGCUGCGAACGGAAAUUUGGUGAGUGCGGGACGAAUUCUCUUCGAACGACAAACUUGUAACGAGGGACGUGAUGUCCUCGUGGCGGCAGCUGGAGCUUCAUCCGAGGAUCGUCAGCGCCCUCGGCAAAGCUGGCGUGCGCUCGGUCGGGGAGGUGCUGCGCACGUCCGGUCCGGACCUGCAGAGGCUGACCUCCUUGUCGGCCGCCGACGUCCGGCGACUCUUGACGGCCGCCGCUCGGCUCCGCGGGCCCCGCCCCCCGCUACCAGUUCUUCGGGCGGAGGAGUCCGGUCUCAGACUCGGCCUGGGCUGCCCCGUGUUGGACGGGCUGCUGAGAGGCGGACUUCCCGUAGGGGGCGUCACCGAACUGUCCGGAGAAAGCGGCGUCGGGAAGACCCAGCUGGCUCUGCAGCUCUGUCUCUCCGUACAGUACCCGGCCCGCCACGGGGGUCUGGACUCAGGGGCCGUGUUUGUGUGCACAGAGGACGCUUUUCCCAGCAGACGUCUGCAGCAGCUGAUCAGAGAACAGCGGCGUCUUCGCCCCGACGUCCCGCCGCACGUGACCGACGGCCUUCGUUUCGGCGACCGCAUUUACGUGGAGCACGCCGCCGAUCCGACGUCGCUGCAGUCGUGCCUGCGGCGUCGCGUCGGCCUCCUGCUGGCUCGCCGCCUCGUCCGCUUCGUGGCCGUCGACUCGGUGGCGGCGCUCUUCAGGUCCGAGUUCGGACUCGCCGAUUGGCUGGAGAAAACCAAACAGCUGCUGACGCUCUCGUCCACGCUGCACCACCUUUGUCGCCGAUUUGAUGUCGCCGUCCUCUGCGUCAACCAGGUGACCGACAUCUUCGGCGACUCAGAGGACUAUUUGGGCCCUUCUUCCUCGACCGUGCGCCCGGCGCUGGGCUUGGCGUGGGCCAACCAGGUGACGGUCCGGCUGACGAUGCGGCGUCUCAGGGGGACGGUGACCGAGGGUGACCGGGACGGCGCCCUCCGCAGGUUGGAGGUCGUGUUCGCGCCUCAUCUGGCCCGAGCGGGACGGGACGCCGCCGUGUGGAAGGAGGGCGUCCGGGGACUCGAGGAAGUCUGAGGACGUUCCGGGGAUGGACUGACGCGCCGCUCAUCUGACGUUGUGCUCUCGUGUUCACAACGAGCAAAUGAACAUCUUGAUAUUUGUGAGAAUGAUUAAAGAUCAUCGUCAUUGAGCAAUUUUUUGGGUGCGGCGGCCUGGCUUUUCUCCGUCGCCCACGCUGAAACCGCCACGCUUUCGGUCCUAUUUUCAAAAGUUCUUGACGAUGCCAAAUUUUCGGCAUUCCUCGUAAAGGCGACCCUUAUUGACGGAGCAAAUGCAGCAGCCCCUCGAUUUAACGGCUGUCCGAUGUAACGGAGCGCCGCCGUGCGGGCCCCCCGCGAGGCGCUCGUCAACAGUUACGAAGGAGGGAAGUUUGGAUCCAUUUUCAAACAUGGCGCCGGCACACGCGACAACAUCUGGCCACCCUCGAUUCACAUCGGAUUCCUCGCGGUGGAAGGACAAUACGUGAGGUCCGGUCACGUUUCCCGCGUCUGGAGCUUUCGUACGUGGAGAGCCAUUGUUUUUGUUGUUUUGCUUUUUUUUUUUACACGACAAAUGCGUCGAGUGCAAUAUUUCUUAUGACAAAACAAAAAAAGGAUUUUGGGCGUGAACAGAUGAAUUGCAUUUCCCUUGUUGUGCUUUCCCGCGGCACCAGCGCAACACGGAAUGUUGCUUUGAAGUUUUCCUUUCGCGACGGAGCGAUGAAAACGUGACGACAAACGUUUCGGCGGCUUCUGCGUCGGCCCUCCUUUGAACCGUCGUCGCUGGUGAAUAGUCCGCCAUCGCUUCAGCAAAGCUCCCGAAGCCCGACGGAACGGGUAACAUCAUAAGAAGAACCACUGACGCCUCAUCAGUCACACCUUCUCUAUCUGAUU